CUACCAUAUGUUAAAUGCUCUAUAUAGUACUGCUUGAUAAAAUGUAUUAAAUGUUGUAAUUUAUUAUAUAUUCAUGUGUCUUUUGUUUGUUAAUCACAUUAAGUAGCUUAUCAAUUAAUUUUUCAUUGUUUGUUGUUAAAUUAAUUUUUUAUACUUACUAAAGGACAAGAACUGUAUUAAAGUUUAAGAAUGUUUAGAUGAUUUAUUUGUACAUAUAUGAAGAAUCUCUUUAUAGUAGAAUUAUGCCAACGAAUUAUCCGUAUGAGUAUCAAAUAUGUUUAGACAUGGAACAAAUUGGAGAACCACGCCAAUCCCUGGAAGGGUUCAAACCACUAACAAUUAUAAUGGAAGUUAUUGGAACAACCCUGGUAAUUCUGGUUGCAAUUUGGUGUGGUAGUUAUAGAGGUGGUUUCUCUUGGAGAUCUAAUCCAUCAUUAGAAUUCAAUUGGCAUCCUUUGUUAAUGACUAUUGGAUUUGUUUUCUUAUAUGCCAAUGGUAUGUUAAUAUAUAGAACCCAAAGAAAUGCCAGGAAAAGGCGACUAAAACUGGUUCAUGGUGGUAUAAUGUUAUUCACUGUUGUAUUAGUAGUGAUUGCUCUUGUGGCUGUGUUUGAUAGUCAUAAUUUAAAUGCAGAGCCAAUUCCUAAUAUGUACAGUCUCCAUAGCUGGGUUGGACUUACCAGUGUUAUUUUAUUUUGCUGCCAGUGGCUUGCCGGAUUUUUGUCCUUCUUUUACCCAGGCUUACAACUUCCAUUAAGAACCUCUUACAUGCCUAUUCAUGUAUACUUUGGUAUUGCUGGAUUUGUUGGUGUAAUUGCUUCCUGUCUUCUAGGACUUAAUGAAAAAGCAUUUUUUUCUUUGAAAGACAAUUACUCAAAACUUGUUGAUGAAGCAGUAUUAAUUAAUGUGAUUGGACUCCUGUUAGUUCUUUUUGGAGGAGUAUCAGUCUAUCUUGUAACACAGGAACGCUAUAAACGUUAUCCUAGACCUGAAGAUGAAUCAUUAGUCGCUGGUAACAGUCAGUAAAUGUCAGAAAAUACUGUUAGUUUUCUGUAAAGCUAAGUGCAGCUUGCGUUUGAAUACUAUGUGUACAAUUUUUUAAUUUGUAAAACAUAGUUCAAAUCUGGUUCUUUUAUUAAUUAUGGCGCUAUGAUGGUUGAUAUUUUAUUUGAAAUAAGAACCUUACCAAUUCUUGGUAAGAUUAAGGAUCUCAUAUUUUUUAAUAUUAAUAUUGUUUUUACUUUAACUGUUUUCAUAAUAAACUUUAAAUACUACAAUUAUAAAACUGUGCUAUAUAUGAUUGUAGCAUAUAAAAUGUUAAUUAUCUUAUUUUGAUGUAUAUGUGCAAUGUUUAAACCAUAUAUUACAAUGUAUGUAUUAUUCUUAAAAAGUGUGUAUUUCACAAAUAUAUUUACAAUUUAUUUCAUCUCUUUAUCAUAGUUUUAUCUUUUGCAAUAAUAAACGAAAAGCAACGAGUCAAA
Messenger RNA from Osmia bicornis bicornis, 1480 nucleotides. RefSeq names its product transmembrane ascorbate-dependent reductase CYB561. Lineage: Eukaryota; Metazoa; Arthropoda; Insecta; Hymenoptera; Megachilidae. Bases 198 to 1025 code for a protein of 275 amino acids. The record is from RefSeq and is a predicted model, not a curated record. The transcript is spliced from 5 exons. Gene Ontology annotation, molecular function: oxidoreductase activity.